CUAUCGUGCAGUGGACUUGGUAGUGGAUAUGUUUGCAAGACUCCUCUCUGCAAAUGCGGUCACCAUCGACUGUCUGCUGCUUCCCGCUUGGCGCCGCAGCCUCUUCUCGCCACUCUCGAAGUCAUCGAAGAUGUGCAGGAGCGAAUCGAUUGUCGAGUCUUCCAUAUUGGUAGGUGCUGCCAGACACAGCCAGUGUCGGCAUUGCAGUUCAGCAAAGUAGGCCUUCACGGCUUUGAUGACGUGUGUUUUGCCGGUGCCGCCCUCGCCGGUCAGGCACAUGCGCAAUGGCGCGACGUAUUUGUUGUCCCGCAGGUUUUUGUAGUGGUUCAGCAAGUGGCUGUAGAUGAUUUGGAAAGCCCGCAU
Messenger RNA from Vitrella brassicaformis, 363 nucleotides. Lineage: Eukaryota; Vitrellaceae. The record is from the annotation of a GenBank genome assembly.